This is a messenger RNA of Paramisgurnus dabryanus, 2420 nucleotides long. NCBI's taxonomy places the organism in Eukaryota, Metazoa, Chordata, Actinopteri, Cypriniformes, Cobitidae. The record is from RefSeq and is a predicted model, not a curated record.
UGAAGUAAUAGACAGAAACUCAGUCACUCAGAUUCAGAUUCUCCAUUUCUAGCAAUAUAACAAUUUGAGAUAGGAUUUUAAACUACAAUCCAGGAUUUGGAACUGGAAGAAUAUCAGAUCAUGGCCAAUGGCAAAAUACAAGGUACAGGUGAUGACAUGGAUGCAAUGGACUUUCCUCAGUUUCAGUCAAUGUGUUUGGAGCUGAAGUCAGGUUUGGGUAGUGUGGCCAAAGAUGUUGCCACCCUUCGUCAAACUUACAGUCAACUGGAGGAGACAGUCUCCACCUAUCAACAGGAAACUAGUGACAAGAUCCUGUCUCUCAGAAACACGCUUAACACCUUACAGGAGGAUAUAGGCACUGCUCUAUCACAACUAUAUGAGAUGAAGAGCAACCAAAAAGACCUACAGAGAGACCUUGACCACAUGCAGGUCACACAUCACAGGAAAGGAUCAACCGGGGAGAGCACGGUGGAAGGCCACGGCUCCCUGUCCAGCCAAACAGACCUUAGUCACAUUCAGCAUUACAUCAGCAGCCUUUCAGCCAAUCAGAACUUUCAUCCUGAACAUGACAAUACUGGCCAAAAGAAGCUCCCAGUGUGGAGAGAAAGAAAAAGCAGCAAAGAUUUGACAGAGCAGAACAAUUCAAGUUUAACUCAGAGGCAGACGGCAGCGCUGGAGUUGUUAGAGUCUGAGAGACUCUAUGUGUCGUACUUGUCACUCCUUCUAAAGGCCAACAUCUCUUAUAAUGGCUCAGAGAGCAUCAACCUCAAAGACAAACAGCCUUUCCCCUCCACUCUGCGUUUCUUAAUUCAGCAGCACCUGGAACUCUUGCAUCUCCUCCAAGAGAGAGUUCUGAAGAGCCAUUUGCAGGGCAUCAUGGGUGAUGUUUUCCUAAGGCUCACCAGCAAAAAUAGUGAUUUUCUGGACCACUAUGUAUCUUACUUGAGGGAACUACCAGAGUGUUUGAAUGUUAUUACUUUAUGCUCCUCUUCAAAAGCAGGUUUACUGGAGAGUGACAUUACAGGAGAUGAGACAUGCCAGUCACUGUACUCUCUGCUUCUAAAGCCUGUCCGGCGGAUCCCAGAAUACCAUACACUCCUGCAAAGUUUGUUGCAACAGACCGAAUCAGAGCAUCCAGAUUAUUACCUUUUACUGGUGUGUGUACAACAACUCAGAUCUUUCACAACACAUUACAACCAACUGAUACAACACAACCAGGAACUCCUCACACACAAUCAUACUGUGCGAGAACACACACACAACCUGUGUACAAAUCAGCAGGAUUGGCCCUCCCACAGCCGAAAAGAGCUGAGCAGGUCUACAGGAAAACAGCUGUAUAAAUUGGACUAUGAGAACUCACAAAAUUAUAGUGACCCAUCUCAAGGUUUGCGUCGUAACAAGCGCUACCCUGACUAUGAAGCAGUACCCUACCACUAUGAUCCAGAAAUCUCCUCCCCUGUAUCCUUCCUGACUGAUUCUGACCAUCGCCACAAGGCAGUACCAGUUCCCCUGCACAGCAUUCCAGAGACAGACAGAGCCGGAUCGUCCCUCGCUGAUGCUCUGGGUGCACUCCUGCCAUACAGAGGUGGAGACACUCGCUGCUCAAGUCCAUCCCAUUCCUCGGACUCCAGUAUUGAUAUCGCCUUUGUGCGCUGUAGCCCUUCCCAUAGUCCACCCCACCCUUCCCAGAGUAGAGGGGGCAUGAUAUAUAGGUCCAACAGAGGCGGUGUGUUACUUGACUCAGCAGACAUUAUGAAGCCACGCCCUCUACAUGCAGUGCAAAAAAAGAGCAAAUCACUAAAUGGCCUGCAGAUGGACAGAAUUGAUGGCCACACCCAACAGAGGAGAAUUCCAACCCACCCAAAGCUCGAGCGCCAGUCAAGUGCCAAAACAACAUUGAGACCAGGCAGUCCAAAACACAGAUACGAAAUACACACUGACUCAGAGGAACAACCACAGCCAAUACAUCAAAAGGAUUCCAGAAGCUUAGUGUGGGAGGACCUUAAAUUGAAGGGUGUGUCUAAUGACUAUGACCACACACCCCUAAGUGAACAUAGUAGGAAAGAGACAAAAGGAUUUAGGAACUCCUUUAAAAAGCUCUUUAAGAAAAAGUCUAGUGAUGGAAAAGAGAAAACAUUGAAAGCUGAGUGCAAAAGCAGCGGAAACAUGGAGUCAAGCAGAGCCACUCAAACAGGAGAGAUUGACAGAGGAACUGCUGUUUAAAGUCAAACACUGGAAGAGGAGUAGUUAUAAAACACACACUGUGUAAUGGAUCUUAAAUCACUUAAUUAUUUGCAGACAUAUUAAUAAAAAAUAUUAUUGAAUUUGAUAAAUCAAUAUGCAUUACACAUUUAAAAUAAAAACUAUGGGUUAAUGACUUAUUAUUUAAAACACUUCUAAUGAUAUAAACUAUGUUGUAU